Molecule: messenger RNA, 2919 nt
Organism: Oryzias latipes (Japanese medaka)
Lineage: Eukaryota; Metazoa; Chordata; Actinopteri; Beloniformes; Adrianichthyidae
Gene: gja9b
Product: gap junction protein alpha 9b
Biological process (GO): cell-cell signaling
Cellular component (GO): connexin complex
Molecular function (GO): gap junction channel activity
Source: RefSeq, a predicted model, not a curated record
GGAGCGGAGGUGGAUCCACGCUCUGCAUCUGAAUGGAAACAGGAGUGCGGUCAGUCCAGUCGCUCCAUUGAUUUCCUGUUAAUGGAACUGCAGCCGGGAGGAACAACUGAAAUUAAAAUCGCAGAAAAGAGGCGGCCAUGUGUAAAAUCGGACGUGUCCCAUUGAUCGGCGUAUUGGAAAGAUGCAUCAGAAGAGCAGCCUGGAAGUUCAGAACGCUGGCUGUAAUUAGAUCAGUCACUGGAGUGCUUACAAAAUCAGCACGGAAAAGGAAACGGGAGUUGGUGCUUCCUGGUUCAGUUCAUUCCAACUUUCAUGGAUCUGGUUCACAUCUAUGAGCCUCUCAUAAAGAUGCUUGGACAAUAUUUAAAGGUUCAGAUGAGGUCAUGUUAAAAAUAAAAUCGAAUCUCACUCAUUAGUGUAACAUUUCAUAAAAUCAGUUUAAACAGUUUGAAUAAACUUGCAGUUUUGACCAUUAAAGGAAGAAUCAGGCUUUUGACACGAGUGUUGUAGGAAGUUAUGGUACACUUGUCACAUAUUUAACUAGAUUUCAAUUUAAUAUCUGAAGAUUAAAGCUACAAAGUAAGUUAUGAUCUGUGAGAUGACUGUUUCACUCUUAUUUAUGUCCGAGGUAAUCUUUGGUACCAAAUUCUCUCAGAGAAGUCAACCCAGUGCACCAGUUCAUCCAUGGUGCAUGCCGCACCUCCGAUGAUCAAACAAGUUUGAGGUCUUUUGGGUUCAACCACUAAAAAGAAGCAUCAAACUGAGCAGAUGGCUGCACAUUUCACCUCUAAUGACUGGUUGGAAGGGUCCAUCCACAGUGCUGCGAGGGAAAUGGCAGCAGAGCGGGGCCACAGCAUCGAUUGUUCUGGUGUUUCGCUGCCAAUAAGUGGAGAGCAACCAGAGCCAACUGGGAUCAUUUGUUUAUGUUGGAUUUAGAACCAACAGUGCGGCUGAAACCUUUGUGAGGGUCAGAGAGAGGAGAGAAAAGAUGCCAUUGUUGUUUGGUUUCAUAUCCAAGUUAAAAGCCCUGCCUAUGUAAAAAAAUGGGAGACUGGAACUUCCUUGGUGGGAUCUUGGAGGAGGUGCAUAUCCACUCCACCAUGGUUGGCAAGAUCUGGCUCACCAUCCUGUUUAUAUUCCGGAUGCUGGUGCUGGGCGUGGCGGCGGAGGACGUGUGGAACGACGAGCAGUCAGACUUCAUCUGCAACACAGAGCAGCCCGGCUGCCGCAACGUCUGCUACGACCAGGCCUUCCCCAUCUCCCUCAUCCGCUACUGGGUUCUCCAGGUGAUUUUUGUUUCCUCGCCCUCCCUGGUCUACAUGGGUCACGCCAUUUACCAGCUGCGUGCUCUGGAGAAAGAGCGCCACUGCAAGAAAGUGGCCCUUCGCCGGGAAUUGGAGGGCGUGGACACAGAGCUGGUGGAGGUGAAGAGGAGGAUUGAGAAGGAGAUGAAGCAGCUGGAACAGGGGAAGCUCAACAAAGCUCCUCUGAGGGGCUCCCUGCUCUGCACCUAUGUGGCUCACAUCGUGACCCGCUCGGUGGUGGAGGUCAGCUUCAUGACGGGUCAGUACAUCCUGUACGGACACCGCCUAAACACUCUGUACAAGUGCGAACGAGAGCCUUGUCCAAACAUGGUGGACUGCUUUGUCUCCAGGCCCACAGAGAAAACCGUCUUCAUGAUGUUUAUGCAAGCCAUCGCCUGCAUCUCCCUGUUCCUCAGCCUCCUGGAGAUCAUUCAUCUGGCCUUCAAGAAGAUCAAAAAAGGCAUCCUGAACUACUACCCCCACCUGAAGGACGACCUGGAUGAUUACUACGUGAGCAAAUCCAAGAAAAACUCAGUUGUGCAUCAGGUUUGUGUUGGGACUUCAGUGGGACGGAAGACUACGAUCCCCACAGCGCCCAGUGGAUACACCCUACUGCUGGAGAAGCAGGGCAACGGACCCAACUACCCCCUCCUCAGUGCCUCCUCCGCUUUUGUCCCCAUUCAGGGGGACCCUGGUGGGAAGCCAGACUGCCACAAGGAUGUCAAGGAGGGAGCACUGAGCCGGAUGGAGCAGAACAGCAACUCCAACAACACCAGCAGUGAGACCCGCUCCCCUGCUGCAGACAAGCAGGGCGAAGCGGAGGAGGCCAGGUCCCCCCACCACGAUGACAUGGAGUGUGGGAGCUCAGAGUACCCCACCCUGCCGGCGGUGGACACCUCCUCCUGCCCCGCCCUGUCGGGCAUAGUGAGGAAGUCGAGGAGGGUCAGUCCACCGUGGAACUGCUCCACGGUGGUGGAGGGGAACUGCUCAGACAGCGGGGACUCCUACCAGGGAAACAGCAGCAUGAAGCUGCGUGGCAGCUGCAGCGGCCCCCGCUCCAGGGUGCUCUCCAGAUCAGAUACGAAGAGGCAAAGCCGACCCCAGAGCCCGGACUCCACAGGGGAGCUGAGCUCCGUGUCCCGACACAGCCGAGAGAGCAACAGCCCCACAGCAUCCUCCCCAAACCGCCGAGUGUCUGCGGCGAGCAGCGGCAGUAGUAGACGAGCCCCCACUGACUUACAGAUAUGAUGGCUGCUGAUGACCUGCAACCAGCAGGUUUACCUACCACCAUCUUAAAGACAUCAAAACGAACACAAAAAGCCUUUGUCAUAUACUGCUGUAGAGAUUAGCCUCUUGACCCCCCAGUAACUUUUUUUUCCUGCCGCAUUGAGGGAACAAGAAGGGCUUCGUUUUGUUUGGAUUCUAGGAGUUUCAUGCCUUGCUAACCAGUGGGGAGAAUUACCAAACUUGGAUUGAUCUUUUAGGCUAGUUAACAGAAACAUUUCCCAUCAUCAAAACCAUCUGAAGAAACCCAACAUCAUGUAGACAAAAAAAAAAUUGAACAAUUCCUCUCUUUUCUCAAGUUUUGUUGAUAUCAAAAAUUCUGUUUCAACUA